Symbiodinium sp. CCMP2592 is the source of this 14049-nucleotide messenger RNA. The record is from the annotation of a GenBank genome assembly. NCBI's taxonomy places the organism in Eukaryota, Dinophyceae, Suessiales, Symbiodiniaceae.
AUGAAGCAAUGCAAGUUCUUGGUGAUUGCAGCGGCAGUCAGUGUGACUGCCAAGAAGUUGCAUCGUCAGGACCUCCUCCAUAAUGAAGCAAUUGGGCCUGGCUCUUUGGCCGGCCCCCUUCCCAAUGCUGAUGAUUUUGGCAUUGGCUCAACCGGUCUACUAACGUUGAACGCGACGAGACUUGCCAGUGCUACUUUUCUUGCCAGGGCUCCAUGCAGUACCUGUUGCAAGAAAGAUCCGGAUAGCCCGGAGGCGAUGCCAUUCUCGCCAGGACAGGUCAUCUCUACCUACUAUCGCGAGGAAGGCCUUCUGUCCAGGCGCAGCAGCAAGCUCGCAUCCGCAACAGUGGAGAAACUCCUUGGCAAGUCCAUUCAGGUGCAGCUCCUGUCUUCGAAGGAUGCCACCUUCGUACCCAAGCAGGCAGUGAGGGCCCACCUCCCGAUCGGCGAAGCGAAAUCUCCAGAUCCGCUUGAAGCGGUGGUGGUCAACAGCACGGAAGCCCAAACUACCGUGCGCUUCAAGAGCAAGUACGUCGGAGAGGUGACAGUACCCUCGUCGUGGGUGCAACCCAGCUGGGCCACGUCGUUCCAAUUUCUGCCGAUUGAGUGGGUAAAGACCGACCCGAAGGCAACGGAGGUAGACUGCUCCCCGGAGGAUUUCGAGGAGUGUAUCUCAAAGCCGGGCUGUAUGUGGAAGGAGCCCGAAUACAAGGACUUGGCUUGUGUGGUCGCAGACUGGGGCGAGUGGCAACCCUGCUCCGUGACAUGUGGCGUCGGGAAACAAAAGCGCUUCCGGCCUUUUCCGACACAGCGCAGCUGCCGCAAGCUGAAUCCACAACCUCUGGUCGCAGAAGACCGAUACUGCAUGAAGCCCGCCUGUCCUUUGGUCGCAGGCCAUUGCGAGGCUGCCAAACCAAACUCAACUGGCAGCGCCAUGCUGUGGCAAAGCAAAGCCAAGACAACCCUUCGCUCCACCAAGGAGCCCCGCAAAGCUCUUCGGUCUCCUCCGGCGACGGCUCGCGGAGCGCUCCUGGAGCUGCUAGGACUGACACAUGCGGGAGAAGAUCCGCUCCAGGCCGUCCAGGGAGAGCUCCAGAACAUCAUAGACAAGCAGGCAACUGCCGACGAGGAGGUGAAGAAGAUGACGAAGCCCGCGAAGACCACAGGCCCGUCGCCUAUUCACGAGCAUCCACUCUACAGUGAGGAGGAGACGAUUAUCGCUUGGGCCGAGAAGGGCACGGGCUUGGGACCCGAAUGUCCCGAGUCCUACUUUGCGUUUCAAGUCGACAUCGACGUGGAGACUUCCACCAUCUCCGCAGCGUGCAAUCCCUGCGCGGCAGGUUGUCUCCACUGCUCUGGCCCAUCCGCAGAUCAGUGCCGUGCUUGUCCUUCGCCCUUGAGGCUCUUCACUCACAUCGAUGGCCGAUCGGUUUGUGUCGAGGGCUGUCCGGAGUGCUUCAAGCCCAACGACGACGAUGGCACGUGCACCUUCGACGGCAGCCAGUACGGCUGCGACCAUGUGGCCGCCUUCCACCCCGAGGUGAUGCCCGAGCACCGCGGAGAACCGGACUCCUGUCAGGCUCUAAAGAGCGACGAGGACGAAGAGGAGGACGACUCCUUCGACUCGGUGGACUUGUUCCUGUUGCGGAAAAGGAAGCGCGCACUUCUCGCCAAGUCUCCCGCUCAUCCCACGAUGGAGGCACUCGCAGGAGAGCAAGGAGACAUAGAGCAGAAGAAGCAGCUAAAGAAGCAGAUCAUGGAGUGGAUUGAGACAAAGCAGUUGCCAGAUACACUUGACCAGAUCUCACAGUACGGCGAUGCGGCUUUCGAGAGCCUUGGCCGAGAGCUGUUAAAGCAUCCGGAGCUCGCCCAGCCAUUGGCAUUGGCACUUGGCCACGAGGACUCCGAAACAGAACCGCCACAUGGCCAUGAUGACCCAGUUUCCUCGCAAGACGACGCAUCUACGUCACCUCAGCCCUUGGCCGAAGUCGUUGACUACGAGUCCUCCGAAGAACCCUCGUCGGACCAGGCUGAGGACUCGGCAACCUCUCUUCGGAUAUGGGGCCGGAGUGUCCAAGCAAGCCUCGUCCAGCAGCGCGAUAAGAGCCGACUCGCUCUGUGGAACCACACGCAGAUGCAGGUGCCACUUUUUAGCGAGGUGCUGAACAUCGUGAUGAAGUCCAUGGGCAAGGUGACGGCUGAGCUCCUUCAACAGGGACAAAGAGAAAGCUCGGAGAAGCAUGCAGUGCUCAUGCAGGAUGCAGGGAGUGAGGCCAGCGAGAUGCAGCGUCGCGCACGGGUUAUGGCCAGCAAGCUCGAGACAGAGUGCCACCGGAUGCUGCACUAUGAAUUGCUGGCCUUCGCUUUGACAAAGCACGAGAAAGAAAGACUCCUUGAGCUGAGCACCGGAAUGGUGCAAAGCCUGUACCGACAAGGGCAUUUGGGGCAGCUGGCACAGAUCGCAUCGGAGGCUUCCGGAGCGGCAAGACAGGUACUGAGCAUCCAUGCGGACCAUGCCAGCAACUCCAAGAGGAUCCAGACCAGUGGGGCCGUCUCGCUCCUGGUUUCCUCUGCACGGCAUUCCCUGCGCUCGCACCUGCAAGCGGCUAUCGACGAUGGAGCUGUGGCCCUCAGCAUGACUGCCGAAGAGAAGGCAGACGUGGCUGAGCGACUUCAGCACGAAGCACAGAGGAAGCUCCUGCUGGUGAGUAGGCGUUCCGUGGCGAAGAUCGUGCAGCGGAUGUCAGAAGACCUCGACGCCGAGAAAGACGAGCUUAUAGAGCAGUUUAUGCUUGCACCUCGAGCCAUUCUCGCGACGGAGCUUGGGAAGCUUACAUCCAGCACCCUCUCAUUCGCCGGAAUCAAGGUGGAAGAGAAGCUCAAGGUGACUUCGAUGGGAACGCCACUGGCGAAAAAAGAAGCACAAAGCGCCAUCAGAGAGGUCCAGAAGCACUUGGAUUCAUCGGCAGUUCAUGCAAUAGAAGCAGUCUCGGCUGCUGCUGAUGAAGCUGCCGCAACCAUCAAGGCUCACAUGAAGAAAUCAGCUGGGACGGCCCUGAUGCAGUUGAGGACGGGCGACUGGCAAGCUGCGAUGGCCGGGAUCAUUGCUGAGGCAAAGACUUCCUUGGCGGAAAAGGUGAUCUCUACCCGUAUGUCCGCCAGCUUGAAGGACUUCGUUGCCAGGGUUUCGGACCGGCUCCAGUCCGUGACGCUGUCUCCUGUCUCGGCGGACACAGCACCCGCCGUGGCUGCAGUGGAAACUGCGGCAAGGGCGACUGUGAGGGAGGCUCUGGAGGCCACUCACAGCCACUUGGGGUCUGGGAUGUCAGCGCUUUCCCAGAAUGUCCAGAUGCUCAUCCGGAAGAAGUGCCAUGCCGCCGGAAAUCUGAGCAACAUCAACGCGGAGUUCCAGAGCUUUGAUCUGGCGCCACAGGAUGAUCUGGUGCUUCAGUCGCUGCACGAAGAACUUCAACGCCACCUACAGGGGGCGGCUCGAAGGGGGGAGCAGAAAGCCAAGGACGCCUACCUCGAUGCCCAAAGCGCCGCCGAUCCCUGCCCGAGCCUUUGCGCGCGCUCUGCGAACGACCUCGCCGAGUUCCUUUCAGAUCUGGGAACGCAUGCCUUGAGCCAGAUGGAGGGCAUGCAAAGCUGGAAGCAAGGGCGCCUUCGCGCCAAGGGCGACGCGCUGAUGUUCAGCGUCUCCGAGGCAGCAGCGGCCAGCACACAGCGGCAUUGCGCCCGCGGGGACUCCAUCAAAACCAUCGUUGAGGCAGUGAAGUCCGACAUGGGCAAGGAAGCCGCUCAAGCGAAGCGCGAUUGGCAAUCGCACCUGGAGGCUUUGGUGACGGCCAACGAGACUGGCAUCACUUCCCGGGACCAGCAAAAGGCUUUGUCCUGGUUCGACAAAGACUUCCUUGGACCGCUGGAGGAAUCGCUUGCCUCCUUUCUGGGGCAACGCCACAUGCCUUGCUCAGCUUCCGACGAUGGCAUCUCUUCCAAGAAUCGCGCAAGCAUCCUCUAUCGAUCUGCGGUGAGACGCCUCUUCCGCGAAGCGAGUAUCAAGCUGGCCAGCAAGGUGUCCGAAGAUGCCCAGGACCUGAACAAUAUUCUCUUGCGGGCGUUCUACCCGACGUCCGGGCCUGACGGCACGGAAAUCCCACAGGGCAGUGAUUCGGGGUCGUACCCCAACGGCAUCAUUCUCCUCGAGGAGGGGGACGAGGUCACUCGAAGUGGUACCGGCCUGGACCUUGCUGAGACGGAAGCCAUUCUUGAUCGAGGCUUCGCAGAGCUUCAGCUCUUCAGCGCCGACUUCUUGAGAAAGGGCUGGAAGGGUCCCACAAAGACGAUGACGGACAGCAGCUUCUACAAAAACCGACACAAGGAGGACCAAGUCUUCCUGGACAUGGCCAUGAUCCGAGCGCAGGAGAAUGCGGCGAACCAAGCGAUUGCGAUGCUGUAUGGAGAUGGAACUUUGGGGAAUCCCUUGUGCCCCGGCGCAACCACAUUGGCGAGUGACUUGGAUCUUGCCUAUGAGCAGGCAACGACUCUACGAGAUGGAAAUAUUUUUGGCACCUUCCUUGAUGCAGGCAAGUUGCUUGGCAAGCUUUUCCGUGGCAGCAAGGAGACACAUCAGUUCAUCACCAAUCUGUACGACACCGCAUGGUUCUUCAAGCACCUUCUGUCGCUGAUCUCCAACCUGCCUAUCGUCGGAUGGGUUGCGAAGAUCUUAGUAGAGCCUGUGAAGAUCCUCGAGAAGUUUAUCAAGACGAAACUCCUGGGGAUUCGAGACAAGCUUAAAGACAAAUGGCAAGGCAUCUUCAAGGACGCCUUCUUCUACAAUGCAAAGGUGGCGAGGUACGUCCGCUAUGCUAUCGAAGCCAUACCCGUCCUGAAGAUGCAGGCCUACCCUGCGAACAAGGCUGCUGAAUUGGUUGGUCUAGCAAUGGGUGUAUGUGUGUGGCUGCCGGAUUUGACGACCAUCGCCAACAAUGCCAUGAAGGGGUUGGUCGCCGCUGAUCAAAUGGCAGGCAUAGCCACGGACUUCGUUAGGGACAUCAUAAACUGGGUCGAAGGCUUAGUCCCGGAAUCUGUGAUCACGAAGAUGGCGCAAGUGAACAACUUCUUCGAUGUCAUCAUGACGCCGACAAGGGGCUUCAAGGUUGCCCUCUUUGACAACCACAAAGUAUGUAUCAUCUUCAAGUGUUUCGAGUUCUCUUUGCGUGACCUCCUGGCAGCUCUUACGGGGUUUCUCGAGAAGAUCUUCAACUUUGUCUUAAGUCCCUUCCGGCCGAUCGUGGAUGCAGUGGCCGCCCCCAUCAAGAAGCUCUUCGACCCUAUUAUAAAAAUGCUGCCCACCCCCGCGAUCUUCUUUGACAAGGUGAAGGAAAUCCACAAAGAUGACAAGAGCCUUUCAAGCUUUGUCGGCGAGGCUUUCUCCGAGAACUCGGCCACCACCUUCCUGGGACAAAUUGAGAAGGCUUACGAGUUGACAAAAGAGCAGGCAGGAUUCUGCUUCUCCUACGGAACUGAGCUUCCGGAGGCCCGAGCGAUCUGCAAGGAUAUCACCGAGCGCUAUGGAGAGGUCAGCAAUCCGUUCGAAUGCCAGAAGUUGUGCCAAAGCGCCUGCGGGCGCUGCGUCCGUUGGUCUUUCGUCAUCACCAACGAAGAGCGGAAGCGUGGAAGAUGCCGCUUUACCAGGAACGAUGGCUUCUAUGAGAUCAAGAGCCCCUCCUCGGUGAGUGGACCGAAGUCAUGUGGAGACAUCACCAAGUAUCAGCCAGACACUUGGCAAGAACACUCUCAACCCAAACUUUGCAAAGACAUGGGAGCUUUUCCGGAGAUGAAAGAUCCAGAGACUUGCAAGAAGGCGUGCUUUGUGGAUGCAGAUUGCAAAGUGGCGCAGAUGUCCGGCGGCAUUUGCUGGACCGGAAUCGGCAAGGACACCUGCAGCAAAGGCCCGACCAGCAUGUCUCUACACAAAACGAGAACUGCAAAAGAAGCGCUCCAGACAAGGUGCAAUGCCGCCGGCGGUGUGCAGAGGGCCAAAGACUCGAAGAUGGCGCUGUGCCCGCGAGACGUGGAGGAUUGCGAUGUCUGGGCUCUCGAAGAGGCCACAAAGCAUGUGCAUGGAUCCGGCUCGGAGGUCUUCCAGGAAGCCAUGGCAUUGACGGGAACCUCGUGGAAUCAGUUCACCUGCGAACUCUUGGACAUCGAUGUGGACUGUCCCGACGUGAACAAGGGAGACAAGGUGGACAAUUUCGACAUUUGCAAAGAACAAGGCGACACUUUGUACACGGAGGAAAAGAUCCAGGAACUGGCCGAUUCGGAGGUGGUGGAGCAACUCUCCAAGUGUCGGGCGGGGGCUGGUGCGGUUCUGGAGAAGAACUGCAAGCUAGCAGGAAAGAUGACCGGGAAGGUCGUGAAGAAGUUUGGAGACCUCUGGAGGAAGAUGUAUUGCCCCAACAAGCAGUUGUCUGACGUCGAGAAAUGCGAUUGGCUGAUCGACCGCCUCGGUACCUUCCAGGGUGCAACAAAGACAACCAGUGCCUUGCGGGCAGAGAUUGUUGCCUCCUAUGUUCCGUCAGAGCAGUGCGCCAAGGCUGCCGGUGAUCAGUGGCUAUGUGAGCUCAAGUUUCUCAACGAAGGAGGUGGCGAAACGAAGCAGAUGGAUCUGACAAACCAGAUCCAGCUGCAAAACAUGUACCAGGCGAAGCAAUUCGACAUGCUGGCCGCCGAAAACCAGAAGGUUCAGGGAGAGUUGGCCGAGAUCCAGAGCAUGAUGGACGAGGGCUUUGCCAAAACGCAGGAGCAGCUCUUCGCUAUGGAUGCGGCUGCUGCCAACCGCACUGGCGAGCAGACCAAGCAGAUCUUCGAGAAGAUCGAUGCAUCCCAGAAGGAGCAGAACGCCCGGCUGGCUUACAUGAUGCAAGCCGCGCAGUGCGACAACAAGCUUCAGACCAAGGAGUUGAAGGACUUCGUUUCCAACGGCCUCGACAACUUGCAGAACGCUGUGCUCAGUGGAACAGGACAGCAAAUUGACGCAGCCGUCUCGAAGAUGCAGGAUGCCAUGGCCAAGAGUCAGCGGGCCAUCCAGACACAAAUGGCCGAAGGAUUCAGCGAUGUAAAGCAAACAGUUACGGAAGGCUUCGACAAAAUGCAGAAGAAGCUGGAUGCAAACAGGAAAGCUGUCCAGGAACAGCUGACACAGCGUUUCAACAAAGUCGACCAGCAUCUUGUGAAAGUGCAAGGACAACUCGACGUGGCACUGAAGAACAUCGACGUCGUCGAUAACAGGAUCAAGGAUCUGGCAAAGCAGAGCAGCAGGCAGUUUGAGGAGCUCAGGCACGGACAGCAAAGGCAAAUGACCGCUCUCUUGGCGGUCGUCCAGAAGCUCGAGGUCUUGGAAGAGAAGAUCGACGACAUACCAGUGGCUGUCAGAGAAUCCCGCUUUCAGGACUUCAUCUAUGAGUUUGAGAAGCUGUCGUUGGCGCUCAUGGACCUCUUCAAGCAGGUCGAGGAUUUCUCAGCCAAGAGGCGCGUGGAUCUGGAGCACAUGAAGACUACCCAACUCUCUUACCAGUCUUGCGGUAGCCAGAUCGAAGAUGUGAUCCAGGCGACAAAGGCGGUGAAGGAGUCCUCUGCUCAAGCCGUGGCGCUGCUUCAGAAGUCAUUCAAAGAGGCCGUUAUGCGGUUUGCAGAAAUCACGAUCCUGGCCGUGGAUAGCGGCUUCUCCAAGAUGCACUUCGAUGCGUUGGCAGAGCAGAUCGCCGAGGACUUGCGAGCAAACGAGUCCGAAAAGGACCUCUUCCUGAGUCAUGAGAGUCUGAAAAGUGUCAUUGUCGCAGAUCAGGAGGUUCUGCACGGAGCGGAUGUCACGGAGAAGUGCGCCGCAGCCUGCAAGCCUCACGAUGUCAUCAAUCUCCGACCGUGCCAAUGUUCGGAUGGCCGACACCCCUUGCGGCAGGUGUCGGGCAAGUAUCUUUUCACACCUGUCGCAGCCGAGAUGCUGUUGGAUUGGGCGAAGGCCGCGCUCGACGAUGUCCCACUCAAGUUCUCGAUCAGCCUCAAGGAUCUCUACAUGCAGAUCUCCUACAUGCAUCGCAAGUUCGCAUCCUGGGGCUUAGAGUCACCCGACGAGCAUAAGCAGUUCAACGCUGAUUGGGAAAGGAUGGCCUUUGACUUCGAGAACAUCCGCAAGAGCUAUGCGAUGGUGGACUCCACGGAGCGGGCCGUCGUGGGAAAGUUGCAGCUCUCCAGCCGGCUAUUGGAUGCCAUGGCCACCACGUGGAGCCCGGCGCCCUUGGAGUGUCAGAAGCCUGCGCUGAUGGACUUGGGUGAGUCGGAGCUCUCCAGGCUGGUGCUCUGGAGCCCCCUAAAGCCGAAAGAAGGAACAGCGGCAUGGCUCAUUUUGCGCCAGCCUUCCCGCCUCUUGCACACCUCAGCACUCUCCUGGGUGCACGAUGCCGCCGUCACGGACUGUCGGUCCAUUCCAGACGGCUAUGGGAACAUUGAGGGCCUGAUGCAGAGUGGCUUCAUCUGCUGGAGAGACAUCAACGGUGUUGCGAAGGUUCGCUCUAUGUGUGACCCACAGGGCGUUGCCGAUGUCGUCGACGAGAGUGCGCUGAAAUGGGUCUCUGAAGAGAAGUUUGCGCAAUACGGCGCCCAGCAUGCUCUUCUUACCCCGAUCGCCACUUCCAAGAUCCGAACCACACCCUUCAAGGCCGAGGUGUUGUCGUAUUGGGAGAGGCAGGUGUCGUUCAUCGUCGCCGCAAGCUGUGGCAAUGGCAAGCUUGACAUGACCGAGGAGUGCGAUUCACCCGGUGAGGGCUGCAAGAAGUGCAAGCUGGUCCCCGGAUAUGAAUGCCCCGUGCCUGGCGAACCGUGCCAAGCCGUGUGCGGUGACCACAAAGCUGUUAAAAUGGAAGAUUGUGACGAAGCCGACAGCGACAAAAACGACGGCUGUACGCCUUCUUGCCAGCUCGAGUUCUGCCCUCGGAAGGCGCUGAGUCUGCCAAUCACCCAUGCCGCCCGAGAGCUGCCAGAUCCUUCCCCUGACUUGGAGCUUUGCGGAAGUCAAGCCCGAGGAAGCCCCGGCUCUUUGGAGAAGUGCAGCGAGUUCACCGAGCUGGUCUUUGCUGGCUUCAGCUUAGACGGCCAUUGGGUUCGCCACGAUGUCCGGCUCGAUGAAACAAUCGGAAGUGCUGGAGCGGGUCCGUGGGAUACAAAGGCCACAGGGUGGAAGACGCUUGGAGCACCGUACAAGAUCUGGAAUGACGGCGAGUCAUUAGCGGUCACUUGCAAGGGUGCUGACACGAUGACGGGAUGCCUCUUCUGGUGCAUGGCUCUCAGCAACUCCUCCGAGUGCCUCCGACCUUGGCUCGUGCAGACGAACGCUAACUCUGACCAGGACGUGCAUGCAGAGAAGUUGCUGAUCUAUGGGCGCAAGUCCACUGACUCAACCGAUUUGCAGACAUGCACCGACGGCGGAGCGCAACUUGUUACCAUGCAAUGUGGUGACGAGCUCAUCACCGGAAACGAAGAGUGCGACCCUCCGGGCGGCUGCUGCGAUCCCAAGUGCAAGCUUAUUCCCGGAUUUCAGUGGCAAGACACGGAUGGCUGCCGGGCCAUUUGUGGCGAUGGUGUGGUCCUGGGCAAGGAGGAGUGCGAUCCUCCUGGCGACGGGUGCAACGAGGAAUGUCGCUUGAAGGAAGGGUGGAAGUGGUUGCAGAACAAGGCCGUGCCGAUUUGCGGAGACAGCCUGCUCGUCGGGAAAGAGCAGUGCGAUCCCCCGGGAUCUGACUGUUGCAAUCCUAUUUGCGACCUCCUAGACGGAUGGAAGUGGGAAGAUGGCUGCAAGGCGAUUUGCGGCGAUGGGGUGGUGCUUGGAAAGGAGGAGUGCGAUCCUCCCGGAGAGGGGUGCACCGACGAGUGCAGGCUCAAGGAAGGAUGGGAGUGGGUGCCAUUGGAGAAGAAAGCUGCUUCCAUCUGCGGUGAUGGUCUGGUGGUCGGAAAAGAGCAAUGCGACCAGGGGGAGUGUUGCGCCGACAACUGCACGCUGCUGAAAGGAUGGCAGUGGGAAAGCGGCUGCAAGCCCAUUUGUGGCGAUGAGGAGGUGGUUGGGGAUGAAGAGUGCGAUCCUCCCGGGAUGGACUGCACCGCAGAUUGCAAGAAAAGAGUCGAUCUAUUAGCCGGCUUAGAGUGCGACUACUUCUAUGACAAGAGCCAGUGCCGCCUUCCGGACCUGAGUGCCCUGACACCGGUUCAUCGUGAGAUCGUGCCGGAGAUCUACAUGUCCGGCGGCAAGUUCCCCAAGAUACGUCAGCUGGAUCAGUUCUGUGUCAGGUGCACUGGUCUUCUGGUCACGAAGAAGGAGGGCAACUACAAGUUCUUUCUCGCCUCAGAUGAUGGCUCUCUCAUGUGGCUGAACGGAGAGCAGGUCGUCGACAACAACGAUUGCCAUGGAGAAACGGAGAAGGGAAGCAGCGACAAGUUCCUGAAGCCAGGUGCCCAUGAGAUCAGGGUAGAGAUGUGCGAGAACCACGGCGCCGAAGUCUUCAAGAUGCGCUACCAGGGUCCGGAUACCGGCAACUCCAAGGUGAAGGUCCCCGCUGCAGUCCUCAAGCACGAGAAGAAGUUGGUGCCCUGGUUCAUGGGCAACAGUGGGGAAACCUGCGACUCGGUGUGCGAGCGCAACUCCUACGAGCAAUGCGAUAAGGAGCAGAUGGUGGCCCUCUCCAGCAACGAGAAAGUCUCAGCGGCCUUCCGCGAAGUGGGCUACCACUGCAAGGGCUACCAUGGAGCCCGAAAUUAUCCUGGCAGCCCUUUCUCCACGGGCAGAAACGACGACUGCGCGCCAGUUACUCCCGAAACCAGUCCGAGCUCAUUGAGUUGCGACAGGAACCAAGGUGGCGGCAAGCCGCUUUGUGCCUGCAAAGAAAAGAAGGACAGAGUGUGGUUCCAGGCAGACUUCGCUCAGCCGUGCAACGACGUGUGCAAAGCCAACGGCUUCCGCAGCUGCGACAAGCAGAAAAUGGCUGCGCUCAAUUCCAACGAUAAGGUCAAGGCGGCUUUUGCAAAAGUCGGCCACGUCUGCAAGAGUUUCCAUGCAUCGCGGAACUAUCCCGGUGCCCCAUUCAUCACAGGCCGCAAAAAUGAUGAUUGCACGCCAGUAACUUCCGGAACAUCCGCGAGUGCCUUGAGCUGCUCCAAAGUCCGACAUUCCAACACAGCGCCGCUCUGUGCGUGCAAGGACAAGGUGAAGGUGAACUGGAAGCUUGCGUUGAAGGUUGGCGAGACGAAGACGCUGGGAUUCUCCAGCCCACUCUGGACCAACACAGCCUUGCUCAACGAAGCAUCGCCUGUGGACACCAUUGAGGAUGCCAAGUACAAGGAAUUCAACACGGAGCCUUUCGAGCGGAUCCGCAUGUGCGUUGGGAGCCCGGAGUCUAACUGCGUGGUGCACGACUUCUCCAGAAGGUACAGCAGUGCCAGGGCCCUCUUCAAUGCCGGUUACAUCCGAGACGAAAGCGUGGACAAAGAUGGCAUCCUGAGCAGCUUCGGGCCGGUGCAAGGCUCCUACCGAGAUUGCCCGAUGCAGAGGCCUGGCUUCAACAUCGAGUGCAAAGAUGGCAACAAAGCUCGGUGGGGUUUCUGUGCGAACUGCCCAAGCCAGGCGUGCCAAAGCGCUGACAGCAACGAUGCGGACGCUGCCAUCGGAAUUGGAAUCGCGGGGCAGUCCACGGACACGGAGCUUGGAGCAGGUUGGACGGCGUACUUCGCUUCAGGGGCAGGCACGUGCGCUGCCAACAGCAAGACCUUCAAGCCCGUGUGGCUUUGGGUCAACAGUCUCAAAGACGGCUGUGGUUCCAUCACUGGCUCGUCUGGAUUGGGGAUCGGAUGGAAUGCCAUCACAACGAUGAAGGAAGGAAUCUUGGUGAAUCCAGGCCAGCGUGACUACAAGCUCCAAAACGUCCCCUCCGUGCUCGAUGGUGGCAAGUACAGUGGUAGCAAGACUUGGCCGUCUGCGGGGACAUGGACAAUCUCCUAUGAAGCACCAGUAACUCUCUACGUGUGGGUCAUGAAGCAUCACUACAAUGCCGGCGUGGAUGCCGCACUCAGCGGCGACGGCUGGGAGCAAGUGGAUGCGGGCGACUUCAAGAGAAGUGACAACCAUGUGCUCAAUGUUUGGAAACGUUCGUUUUCCACUGGCAGUCAAUACCAGAUCAAGACCACUGGGCUCAUGGUCGGAGGUGUUGUGUCCAAUGGCUGCCAGGCAGCCGUCGUGAAGGAGGGGUUGAAAUGUGGCUACUUCUACGACAAGUCUCAGUGCCGAGUUCCUGACCUCUCUGAUUGGACGCCAGCCCACGAAGUGGUUGUGCCCAAGAUCUUCAUGGAGCAUGGCAAAUUCCCCGAAGUCCGGCAAGGCGAUCAAUUCUGCAUCAGGUGCACAGGCCAGCUGGUCACGAAACAAGAGGGCAACUACAAGUUCUUCCUCAGUUCGGACGAUGGCUCCUUCAUGUGGCUGAACGGCGAGAAAGUCGUCGACAACAAUGAUUGCCACGGAGAAAGGGAGCGGGGCAGCAGCGACAAGUUCCUGUUGCCGGGUGUCCACGACUUGGCCGUGGACAUGUGCGAGAUGUACGGUGGCGAAGUCUUGAAGAUGCGGUACCAGGGUCCGGACACUGGCAACUCCAAGAUCACCAUCCCGGAAAAAGCUCUCCAGUACGUGGUUGCAGCCGAAGACAAGGCUGUUCUCGAGGACGGCUUAGAGUGCGACUACUACUACGAUCAGUCCCAGUGCCGCGUGCCCAACCUGGGAGCCCUGAACGCGGCCCAUCGUGAGAUCGUGCCCGAGAUCUACAUGUCGAAUGGGCAGUUCCCCAACCUACGCAAGCGGGAUCAAUUCUGCAUGAGGUGCACAGGCCUUCUGGUCACGAAGAAAGAGGGCAACUACAAGUUCUUCCUCUCCUCAGAUGAUGGCUCCUUCAUGUGGCUGGACGGGGAGAAAAUCGUCGACAACAACGAUUGCCACGGAGAAAGGGAGAGAGGCAGCAGCGACAAGUUCCUGAAGCCAGGUGCCCAUGGGAUCAAGGUGGAGAUGUGUGAGAUGUACGGUGGCGAAGUCUUCAAGAUGCGCUACCAGGGUCCGGAUACCGGCAACUCCAAGGUGAAGGUCCCGGCUGCAGUCCUCAAGCACGAGAAGGCCGAGGAGGCGUGGCUGAUGGGUGGAAAUGGAGACACCUGCGACAAGGUGUGCUCCACGAAUGGUUUCGAAGGAUGUGACAAGACCAAGAUGGUUGCCCUAACCAGCAACGAGAAGGUGGGCGCUGCCUUCAAGGAGGCUGGCUACACUUGCCGAGGCUUUCAUGGAGCUCGCAACUAUGCAGGCACGCCUUUCUCUACGAGCAGAAACGACGACUGCGCGCCAGUGACCGCCGGGACCAGCGCCAGCGCUUUGAGCUGCGAUAAAAACAACCACGGCCACCAUAAGCCUCUCUGCGCAUGCAAGGGGAGGAAGGCGGGUGGCGGCGGCCCGGUGGUAUUCAAGCAUGACGGAGAGUUCAACUGUGGAAGCUGCCAGUUGCAGAGCCAGGGCUCUUCGGCGGAUCUUCCCAGCACGGGGCCCUUCACUCUCUUCGUUGAGAUAAAUCCUUCGUCCGGCGGCCACCCCGGUCUGCUUGGCUGGGGCGGAACGUCUGACAACUACGUCGCGUUGCGCCUGUAUCCAGGACACAACAACGGCGGCUUGCACCUGUACUGGAAGGCGAAUGGCCACUUUACGGAGCUUGCCGCCGACUCACCUGGCCUCCUGAAUAGCGGCUGGAAGAAGGUGGCUGCCACCUGGGACAAAAACACCAUCAGGCUCUACGUGAACGGCAAUGAAGUGAGAAGCAAAGGUUACAGCGGCGCUUUCAAUGCUGCGGACAAGACCAACUUCUGUGCUUGUGUCGGCCAACCGGGGCGAACGCACGAGGCUUUCAAAGGCAAACUGCGGAACGUGAGGAUCAUGAACAAGGCGCUCAGCGCGAGCGAAGUCAAGAACUUGCCAUAG